Fraxinus pennsylvanica is the source of this 567-nucleotide messenger RNA. NCBI's taxonomy places the organism in Eukaryota, Viridiplantae, Streptophyta, Magnoliopsida, Lamiales, Oleaceae. The record is from the annotation of a GenBank genome assembly.
AUGGAGGAUCUGGCAUUCAUCAGUGCACUUUGGCCUACUAAAAGUAUGAGUGGAAAGAAAGUUGUUGGGGUAUUCGAAGUUGAUUCUUUGACAGUAAUUUCAGCACAGUUGGCAUCAUUGGCAUAUAAGGCAAACUUCCACCUAAGGAUUGACGUGAUCAACAUGUUCCAAAACACGCUACAAUUCUUCGGGAAGGCUUCGGAGAAUCCCAAUGCUCAUAUAUCAAAAUUUCUGGACAUGUGUACAACUAUCGAGUAUCCAGAGGUAUCCAACGAAGCACUCAGACUGAGGCUUUUUCCAUACACAUUGAGAGACUCGGCCAAAGAGUGGUUAGACACGUGUCCACCUCAAAGCAUCACUACAUGGAACCAAUUGAGUCAAAAAUUCCUUAACAAAUAUUUCCCUCCGAAAAGAAUUGCAAAGCUAAGGGACGACAUUACUACAUUUCAACAACUAGACUCAGAAUGCUAUUCAGAUGCUUGGGAACGAUACAAAGGUUUACUCCGCCAAUGCCCACAACAUGGAUUGCAGAACGGCUUUAGGUGCAAUACUUCUACAUUGGUCUGA